This is a messenger RNA of Zea mays, 461 nucleotides long. RefSeq lists its product as uncharacterized. The transcript is spliced from 2 exons. The record is from RefSeq and is a predicted model, not a curated record. Lineage: Eukaryota; Viridiplantae; Streptophyta; Magnoliopsida; Poales; Poaceae. The coding region runs from base 29 to 412 and encodes 127 amino acids.
AGAUCGGCCGUCCGCGGUGAAGGUCGCCAUGGCGGAUGAUGACGAUGUCAAUCCGGUCACCGGCAACGACGACCUUCGCGCGGCAGGGCUUGUCCCAGAUGACGAAGACGACAUCCAGGCUGACGCUGCUGCUUUGCUCGGUAUCGAUCUAACCUCUGCUCCUGUCGAUCUAAGUUCUAAUCCGACCAACGCUGGUGGAGGGCCUGUUACGGCCACCGAUACUCCGGUCGGCUCCACCAGCACCGAUGGUGGUACUGGUACCUCAUCUGUUGGUAAGCGUAAAUCUACUGUCUGGGUUGAUUUUGAUGAGGUAUUUGAGAAAGUGAAUGGGCCUGGGAGGAUUAUAUUGCCCGUGCUCAUAACCCCAGGUUUACCAAAGUGUCUAGACAGACCACCACUAGAGACCUUCUGAAGCUUUUCACUGAACGACGUAAUGUGCUUAUCAAUUUUGUGUUGCCUGC